Molecule: messenger RNA, 2868 nt
Organism: Chanos chanos (milkfish)
Lineage: Eukaryota; Metazoa; Chordata; Actinopteri; Gonorynchiformes; Chanidae
Gene: gys2
Product: glycogen synthase 2
Exons: 16
Coding region: 188-2302 (704 amino acids)
Biological process (GO): glycogen biosynthetic process
Cellular component (GO): cytoplasm
Molecular function (GO): alpha-1,4-glucan glucosyltransferase (UDP-glucose donor) activity
Source: RefSeq, a predicted model, not a curated record
UUGUGCGUUUGCCGAGGCACCUGGUCGCCACCAGUGAGAAGUCUGUGCUCACAUUACACUGAUCUCCCCUGAAGCCUGUUUUCAUUUCGGUCAUUUUAGUUUAUUCAGCCAACUGUAGUCUAUCUGUAAGUCGGUCCUUUACUUCGAAAGUUUAUUCCUUAGAUUGAUCUUUGUAAUACUUUCAAAAAUGCCUCUGUCGAGGUCGUUAUCGAUGUCAUCUUUAAGUGGGCUGCCACUGUGGGAAGAAGAGAGUUUACCUGUUGAGGAUUUGUACCUGUUUGAAAUCGCGUGGGAGGUAACCAACAAAGUGGGUGGUAUAUAUACUGUCAUUCAGACUAAAGCUAAAAUAACAGUGGAUGAGUGGGGGGAGAACUAUUUCAUGAUGGGUCCUUAUUAUGAGCACAACUUCAAGACUCAGGUGGAACAGUGUGAUCCUCCAAGUGCUGCUAUCAAGAUAGCCAUGGACUCGCUUAAGAAUAGUGGAUGUCAGGUGUACUUUGGCCGCUGGCUGAUAGAGGGCAGUCCUUAUGUCAUUCUGUUUGACAUCGGGGGUGCUGCCUGGAACUUAGACCGCUGGAAGGGGGAGCUUUGGGAUACAUGUGGUAUUGGGCUUCCGUACCAUGACAGGGAGGCUAAUGACUGUCUGAUCUUUGGUUCUCUUAUUGCCUGGUUCUUCAAAGAGUUAACAGAUCAGCUCCAGGACAAACCCAACGUCAUUGCUCACUUUCAUGAGUGGCAAGCUGGAGCAGGACUCGUACUUAGCCGCUCUCGCAAAAUCCCCAUGGCAACCAUUUUCACCACACACGCCACUCUGCUGGGACGCUACUUAUGUGCUGGGAAUGUGGAUUUCUACAACAACCUGGACAAGUUUAAUAUAGAUCGGGAGGCUGGAGAGAGACAGAUCUAUCACCGGUACUGUCUGGAGCGCGCGGCUGUGCAUUGUGCUCAUGUCUUCACCACAGUGUCUCAAAUCACCGCUGUGGAGGCCAAUCACAUGCUCCACAGACAACCAGAUGUGGUGACCCCAAACGGCCUGAAUGUGAAGAAGUUCUCCGCCGUGCACGAGUUCCAGAACCUUCACUCCACAAACAAAGCUAAAAUCCAAGAGUUUGUCCGUGGACAUUUUUACGGCCAUCUGGACUUCAAUCUGGAGAAAACGCUCUUCUUCUUUAUCGCAGGCCGGUAUGAGUUCUCUAACAAAGGAGCUGACGUGUUCCUGGAGUCUUUGUCCAGACUCAAUUACUUGCUAAGGGUGCAUAAGAGUGACGUGACUGUGGUGGUCUUCUUCAUCAUGCCAGCUAAAACGAACAACUUUAACGUUGAGUCACUGAAGGGACAAGCAGUGCGCAAACAGCUAUGGGACACUGCCCAUGCAGUGAAGGAGAAGUUUGGCAAACGACUGUAUGAGGCUUUAUUAAAAGGGGAAAUCCCAGAUAUGAACAAGAUUCUGGACAGGGAUGACUUCACCAUCAUGAAGAGGGCCUUGUUUGCCACACAGAGACACACACUGCCUCCAGUCACCACUCAUAACAUGCUGGACGAUUCUACAGACCCAAUUUUAACCAAUGUCCGCCGCAUUGGCCUGUUCAACAACCGCAACGACAGAGUCAAGAUUGUGUUCCACCCAGAAUUCCUAUCCUCCACUAGUCCCCUGCUCCCCAUGGACUAUGAAGAGUUUGUUAGGGGCUGUCACUUAGGAGUAUUCCCCUCCUACUAUGAACCCUGGGGUUACACACCAGGAGAGUGUACUGUGAUGGGUAUCCCCAGUGUGACCACAAACCUCUCUGGGUUUGGCUGCUUUAUGGAGGAGCAUGUUUCAGAUCCGUCUGCCUAUGGGAUCUACAUUGUUGACCGGCGGUUCCGCUCAGCGGACGAGUCUUGUAAUCAGCUGACUCAGUUCAUGUUUAGUUUCUGCCAGCAGUCCCGGCGUCAGCGCAUCAUCCAGCGGAACCGAACUGAGAGACUGUCCGACCUGCUGGACUGGCGCUAUCUCGGACGGUUUUACAUCCAUGCCCGACGCCUGGCCUUAAGCAGAGCUUUCCCAGACACAUUUAAAAUGGACACAUUUGUCCCUCCUCCGGUGAGCACUACGCAGGGUUUCCGUUACCCACGACCCCAGUCUGUACCCCCGUCCCCUUCUGCCUCCAUCCACUCUACUCCUCAUCACAGCGAUGAGGAGGAUGAGGAGCCAUAUGACGAAGAUGAGGAGGCAGAGCGAGACAGACAGAAUAUCAAAGCACCCUUUACUCUUGGAGCUGUGCCACCGGGUAAGAAGAAACAGCCAGGAGAAUACGGCAAUUAGAAGCCAUAUCCUAUCUUCCCUAGUCCUAACCCUAGUGUGAAAACUUAGGCCAUCAGGGAACACGCCCCCUUACACUGUUUACACCAAUGUUGCAGCAGUGAAGAGCCACACCCAGUUACAACUUUCAGAGCAGUGUAACUAGAAUUAGACCCAGAGUAAUACACAUAUUUUAUGGCAACAGUAGCCAGUUUUCCACAGGCCAAAUAUUUGUAAUAUACAGUUUAUAAUGCUGUUACAUCUGUGUGUGAACCAGUCAAAGAGUUUUGCAAUGCCUUAUCUUUGUCUUCUCAGUAUGACACUUAUGAACUAACUUUUCAAAAAGGGUAUAAUGUCGACCUGGAUAUUGUGGACAUUUCUACAGUAAUGUUUUGGCAUCCACUUAAAAUCAUAUUUAUGCUCUGCCAUAGGAGAUGCUUUUAUAUAUAUAUAUAUAUAUAUAUAUAUAUAUAGAUAUAGAUAUAGAUAUAGAUAUAUAUAUGUAUAUAUUGUGCCAAUGCCAUUCAUUUUCUGAGAGAUUAGUAACGUAACACUAAGAAUAAAGAAAACAUUUGUGAUAUUAAGGCAAA